Molecule: messenger RNA, 2622 nt
Organism: Oryzias latipes (Japanese medaka)
Lineage: Eukaryota; Metazoa; Chordata; Actinopteri; Beloniformes; Adrianichthyidae
Product: dual specificity protein phosphatase 3
Biological process (GO): negative regulation of MAPK cascade; protein dephosphorylation
Cellular component (GO): cytoplasm
Molecular function (GO): protein tyrosine/serine/threonine phosphatase activity; MAP kinase phosphatase activity
Source: RefSeq, a predicted model, not a curated record
UAGCUUUGUGCUCAGACAGCCGCGCACACUAGAAGCUUCAGCCCGGGAACCUGACACCCAUCAGCCACGCUCGCCAUCUAAUCCUGUCUAAAUGCGUCUGUUGGAGGUGAUCCUUCACUCCUCUUCGGGGAUGAAGAGCAAACCCCCGCAGGCGGACGCGCCUCGGCGGGUGGAGCCGCACAGUUUCGAGGUGUCGGUGAAGCAGCUGAACGACCUGCUGACGGACGACAGCGGCUUUUACAGCUGGCCCACCAAACACUUCCAUGAGGUUUACCCCAGGAUCUACAUCGGGAAUGCGUUUGUGGCGACCAACGUGUUGCGCCUGAAGCGCAUCGGCAUCACCCACAUCCUGAACGCGGCGGAAGGAAACUCCUUCAUGCACGUCAACACCAGCUCCCAGUUCUACGCCGGCACGGGCAUCGUGUACCACGGUGUGCCGGCCAGCGACACCGACCACUUUGACAUCAGCGUUUACUUCCAAGAAGCUGCGGAGUUCAUCGAGACGGCGCUGAGAUCCAAGAACGGAAAAGGCAGAGUCUACGUUCACUGCAGGGAAGGCUACAGCCGCUCGCCAACUCUGGUCAUCGCCUACUUGAUGCUCUACAAAAAGAUGGACGUGUACAGCGCUCUGGCCACGGUGCGGCAGAAGAGGGAGAUCGGACCCAACGACGGAUUCCUGCGUCGGCUUUGCCAGCUGAACCAGAGGCUGGUGGCCGAGGGGAAGCUGUGGAACGAGUGAAGGUCGCAGGAGGGUCAGGUGACCUGGGAUAGAAGGAAAGGAAAUCUGAAGUGAAGUUCAACUCAGAAGUGAAGGAACAUUCCUGGAAAACAGAGAGUCAGAGUAGAGAUACACCACACAUGUAUUUGGGCUCCAAAGUGCAUAAAAGCUUAAUUCCACUGUCUCCUCACCUGAAUGACCUUAAAGAAAGGAGAUCAGCCCACAUCUCUUAAUAUGGAUUCAAAACCUGAUCCUAAACAAUCAGAUUUUUCCUGAAUUCUCUCCUUCUUUUUCUCCAUUUGUCUUAAAAGAAUUUUAUAAAAACGUCCAGGUGACUCCAGAGAGGCUUUGCCGGAGAUCAGGCGUAACUGGAGCCUUUUAUAUUUCCUGAAAGUUUUGCACAGAACAGGUUUUAUUCUGGGAAGGAAAUGUUUACAUAAACAUUCAGUGAUGGAAAAGCGAGGUUGCUGCAGGAGCUCCAGUAUGGUUCUGUCCUGCAAACACUGCCAAACGUCUCUCCACAGACACUCAACAUUUUAGGACACGGUUGUAUAUGUGAUCUCUAUUUUAACCACACAGUAUUUGACCUGUGCUGCUCACAUUUCUUGACUCUGAAGUAUUUCUGUCUGCAGUUUGGUGUCAUUUGUACUUGAAUAGAAAGACACGCCUUCCAUUGUGUAUAGAGAUUUUGUUUUUAUUAAAGCUCAUUUAAAACAGGCAAAGUCAGUUAGUUAUAAGAGUAAUACGCUUGGAAUUAAAUGGAAAUAAUAUUAAUAUUUGCUCUUAACUUAAAGUGAGAUGUUGUUACUCAGCUUAACUCAAACCUUUCCAUCAUUAAAGUCCCACUCCGAUCAUCUCCUGAUCUAUUUUCAAAGCCUUCCCAAUGGUCUUUUAGUUAUGAUGAUGCAGUUUUAGCCAAAAUCCGCAAACCUGUCAUUUUCGAGGACAUAUUUUCAGCAGAGCGACAGUAGGUCAUUAGAAAACCACGUCUGAGUUGUGGGUGGAAAUGUUGGCGCAAAGUAAGCCUGUCACCCAUCUGGUUACACUCUUUCCUGCUAGCUUACAGCCCCUCACACCCCCAACAUAACAUUAGCGGCAGCAACAUUUAUUUGGCAGCAACGUUUAUUUGUACAGUUUAGAUCCAGAUUCCAGCUCAGAUGAGGAGAAAACAAAGACGUUCAUGGAUCUAUUUGUCUGACAUUGGAUGAUCAGAAUGGAGCGGAGCAGGAAGCUUGUGGCCCGCCCAGAGUAUUUACUACGAUUGGAAUAAAGAAAUCCUCAAAAAUGCAGUUUUAAUCUUUCAUUUUCUUUAUAUAUGUCCUCCAUCACAAGUAAAAUGGCCACAAGAGUAUGUUAAAAACAGCAUUUUCAUCGGAGUGGGUCUUUGACUUUAUAGUACAAAACAAGAAAAAAAAAGUAUUCUUUAUUUGUGAAAAUCUUUUUGCCAGAAUGUACCAGUAAUUAAUAAAAACACUCAUGUUUAAAGAGGCAACACCGCCUAAAUCUGAUGAAUGAAAUGUACAUAUGAAAACGACUUGUUCACGGACACAAGUGGAUUGUGAACCUUAACACUGCCAGAGGAAAAAUAGACAAACAUCUGUGUCUGCUUUGCACACAUGCUUGUGUUUACAUGAAUGUGUUUUUGUAUUGCAUGCCUUUUCAUGACGAUGAGCCAAAGUGUUGCUUGGUGUGCACACAGCUGCUGCAUCUUCAGGGUUUCAUCCGUGUGCCUGUACCUUGUCACAUGCGUCGCUUACUAAGCUGUGAUGUUGCCUGAGAGAGGUCAAGUCUUUCACAGAGUCUCAGUGAUUUUAACACUGCUGCUGUGUUAAAGUGCACUUUAUCUAACUAAACCUGUGAUUGUGAUUCUUUCAGACAUUCAAUAAUAAAGUCUACAAAAGUGA